Molecule: messenger RNA, 1150 nt
Organism: Dictyostelium purpureum
Lineage: Eukaryota; Evosea; Eumycetozoa; Dictyosteliales; Dictyosteliaceae
Exons: 4
Coding region: 1-1041 (346 amino acids)
Biological process (GO): vacuolar transport; proton transmembrane transport; vacuolar acidification
Cellular component (GO): vacuolar proton-transporting V-type ATPase complex; proton-transporting V-type ATPase, V0 domain
Molecular function (GO): proton-transporting ATPase activity, rotational mechanism
Source: RefSeq, a predicted model, not a curated record
AUGGGUUUAUUUAGUGGUAGAAAACAUGGUGGUUUAUUCACUUUCAACAGAGAUGAUGGUUAUUUAGAAGCCAUCUUAAGAGAUUAUAACAAUUUAUGCCAAUGCGAUACAUUAGAAGAUAUGAAAAUGCACUUCUUAUCAACUGAUUAUGGAGAUUUCUUAGCAGGUGAACCAUCACCAAUUCAUACAACCACUAUUGCUGAAAAAGCAACUCAAAAAUUAGUUAACGAAUUCAAUCAUAUUAGAAAUCAAGCUGUAGAACCACUUUCAACUUUUAUGGAUUUCAUUUCAUAUGGUUAUAUGAUUGAUAAUGUUGUUUUACUUAUUACUGGUACCCUUCAUGAAAGAGAUAUCUCUGAAUUAGUCGAUAAAUGUCAUCCACUUGGUUUAUUCAAAUCAAUGGCCACUCUUUCCGUUGUUCACAAUGUUGCUGAUCUUUAUAACAAUGUUUUAAUUGAUACUCCAUUAGCUCCAUACAUUCAAAAUUGUUUAUCAGAAGAAGAUUUAGAUGAAAUGAAUAUUGAAAUUAUUAGAAAUACCUUAUAUAAAGCUUAUUUAGAAGAUUUUUACAAUUACUGCAAAUUCCUUGGUGGUCAAACCGAAUUAAUUAUGAACGAUAUUUUACAAUUCGAAGCUGAUCGUCGUUCAAUUAACAUUACUAUUAACAGUUUUGGUGCCACCGAACUUACUAAAGAUGACCGUGAAAAACUUUACCCACAACUUGGUCUUCUUUUCCCAGAAGGAACAUCAAAACUUAGCAAAGCUGAAGACGUUGAUCAAGUCAGAGGUAUUCUUGAAGUCUACUCAACUUAUCGUAGUUUCUUUGCCGAUGGUGUCAACAAUGAAAAAUCACUCGAAGAUUCAUUCUUUGAACACGAAGUCCACUUAAAUCGUAUGGCCUUUGAAGAUCAAUAUGGUUACGGUGUUUUCUAUGCAUACAUUAAAUUAAGAGAACAAGAAAUUAGAAAUAUAGUUUGGAUUGCCGAAUGUAUUAGUCAAAAUAUGAAACAAAAAAUGAAUCAAUAUAUUCCAAUCUUUUAAUCAAUCUUUUUUUUUAAUUUAAAGUAAUAAUAAUAAUCAUAAUAAAAAAAAAAUUUAAAAAAAAAAAUAAAAAAAUAAUAAAAUUUUAUUAAAUAUAUAAUAUAAAACU